Neodiprion fabricii is the source of this 543-nucleotide messenger RNA. Its product is annotated as proline-rich protein 12-like. The transcript has 2 exons. Lineage: Eukaryota; Metazoa; Arthropoda; Insecta; Hymenoptera; Diprionidae. Bases 1 to 543 code for a protein of 180 amino acids. The record is from RefSeq and is a predicted model, not a curated record.
AUGAUCGCCAGCAAGUGCCGGGCAGCGGCUCACGCGAGCUUUGACCACCCCGGACCGGUUUUUCCUCAAAUUCUUCAUUGGCGCCUCAGUUUCCCAGCCUUUACCAGCCGCUCGAGGAACCUCCUCGAACACUCUGCCGCGACGGAGGAACUCCCGAGGAAUUCCAGUCACGCGGUCGACCCACGCCAAGCAGCAGGUAGCAGGCAGCAGGUACCACCACUACCAGGACCAGCCCAGACCAGCGCCAGAUCCGCCAGAUCCGCCAGACCUACCAACGCGAUUCAGUGGCUGGCUGCAAACUGGACCACCACGCAUCCAGCAUCCGUUCCCUCCCUCCUCAGACCCUCUCGCACCCUCACCCGAGAAUCACCCCCUGGACCACCACCACCACCACCACCACCACCACCACCACCAUCACAGCCACCCGGAGGCACCCCCCAGAUCAAUAUUAUACCCACCCAACCACCGAACCACCUCUCCGAGUCUCUGGCAUGGUUUUACCUCUUCCACCGCGAAGGUUCCAACUUCCAACUUCGGACCUGA